Molecule: messenger RNA, 597 nt
Organism: Blastomyces gilchristii SLH14081
Lineage: Eukaryota; Fungi; Ascomycota; Eurotiomycetes; Onygenales; Ajellomycetaceae
Exons: 2
Coding region: 1-597 (198 amino acids)
Source: RefSeq, a predicted model, not a curated record
AUGGCUAUUCAGCGCGCUCACCCUCUCCCAUCCACCCAGACCCAUCUAGACAAUCUUGAAGGAAAAUGUGACACAGCGGCUAUUUCUCUCGCAGGGUAUAUUUCACCAGUGAGUUUUGCGACAAGUACGCUUAAAUAUCAGCUACUCCACAUCGUUCACCUAAUCCCCAACGCCCGACAACCGAUAGAAGAUGCUUUGCCCAUGUUGAGUUGGAAACACCCUUCCCUUCCACAGAGGAGGCGGAGAUGGCUGGAAACCAUGCCUUACAAGAGGAUAUAUCAUCACCCAAGCGGGGUAACAACCUCGUGGAUCGCCUCCAACCUUGAGCUGAUUGCACAGGUCCAGACUUCUAAAAUCAGCGACAGGGACUCGGUUCCUGUCAACAUGCCAGACGCCCAUUCUCAACAUCACCUCCUUGAAGACGGCGAGAGCGCAGAUGUGCAGCGGCAAAUUAUAGCUCCUCCUCUGCCUUCUUCCCCAUCCCAUCCGCAACAUUACGGAGUAAGCCGCCAAACGAUCCCACCACCACCACCCAAAAGCAGCUCCUCGCCCAAACAAAUCACAGACGAAGACGAAGAAACCGUCAAGGCAUGGUAA